Molecule: messenger RNA, 2871 nt
Organism: Toxotes jaculatrix (banded archerfish)
Lineage: Eukaryota; Metazoa; Chordata; Actinopteri; Toxotidae
Gene: clstn3
Product: calsyntenin 3
Exons: 18
Coding region: 1-2871 (956 amino acids)
Biological process (GO): homophilic cell-cell adhesion; positive regulation of synaptic transmission; positive regulation of synapse assembly
Cellular component (GO): postsynaptic membrane; cell surface
Molecular function (GO): X11-like protein binding; calcium ion binding; amyloid-beta binding
Source: RefSeq, a predicted model, not a curated record
AUGGCCAGAAUGAAUUUUCUCUCCUUCCUCCUCCUUUGCUUGACUUCGGUUGCCAAUGGCAACAAAGCCAAUAAGCACAAGCCAUGGAUCGAGACAGAGUACCAGGGGAUUGUCAUGGAGAACGACAACACCGUGCUGCUCAAUCCCCCACUCUUUGCCCUGGACAAAGAUGCUCCACUUCACUAUGCUGGUGAAAUUUGUGGCUUCCGGGUUCAUAAUGGCCCCUCGGGAUCAGGUUCGGUCCAGUUUGAAGCUGUGGUUCUGGACCGCUCCACUGGCGAAGGUCUGGUCCGGUCCAAGGAGCCACUGGACUGUGAGAGCCAGCGGGAGCACAGCUUCACCAUCCAGGCCUACGAUUGCGGGGAGGGACCUGAUGGAGUCAACAGCAAGAAAUCUCACAAGGCCACCGUGCAUGUUCGUGUAAACGACGUCAAUGAGUUCUCCCCCGUGUUCGUCGAGCGUCGCUACGAGGCCUCGGUCCCAGAAGGGCGUCUGUUUGACCGAAUCGUGCGCGUGGAGGCUCUGGAUGCCGACUGCUCCCCACAAUACAGCCAGAUUUGCUUCUAUGACAUCAUCACUCCCAAUGUGCCCUUCGCUAUUGACAACGAUGGUAACAUUAAGAACACAGAGCCGCUGGAUUCGAAGCAUCAGCGUGUUCACACCUUCUGGGUGACCGCCUUUGACUGUGGAAAGAACCGCGCUCAGGCUGACGCCCAGGUUGUUGUCACGGUCAAGCCGUCCUGCAAACCCGGAUGGAUCGGAUGGACCAAGCGUGUAGAGUACACACCCGGGUCAGGUAGCAUCCCCCUGUUCCCCAGUUUGCAUUUGGAGACCUGUGAGGAGACCGUGUGGAACAUCCAGGCCACCGUAGAGCUCCAGACCGGCCACAUUGGGAAGGGCUGUGACAGAGACAGCUACUCUGACAGAUCUGUGCGCCGACUGUGUGGUGCUGUCAGGGGAGAAGUAGACCUGCUCCCACCUCCAUCUCCUGCAGCCAACUGGACCUCAGCUCUGCCCACCCUCCCCUCCUCUGACUCAUCUCUGGUCUUCUCCUUCAACGGAUCCAACCAUGUUGCUGUGGUGCCGGAUUCGGUUGUCUCAGCACUGUCAGGCGACCACUUCACCCUGCAGCUGUGGAUGCGAAGGGGUGGUGCCAACAUCCAGCCUGCGACCACCCAGACCAGAGGAAAUCGCAAAGAGGAGGAGACCAUCCUGUGCAGCACUGUCAAGAACGAUGACUCCUUCUCCCACUACUCCCUCUCCGUCCACGGCUGCCGCCUCUCUCUCUUCUACUGGCCCGACGUCUCAGCCGCACGCCCUGUCAAGUUCUUGUGGAAACUGGAGCAGGUGUGUGACAGCGAGUGGCAUCAUCUUUCACUCAGUGUCCAGUUUCCCUCUGUGACCCUGUAUGUGGAUGGUGUGACCUUCGACCCCGCCCUCAUCCAUGACAAUGGAGCCAUCCCCAACCCUGCCCCCCGACAGAGGAUGUUCAUCGGCGCCUGCUGGGAGCCCGAAGACAAACAGAAGGAGAUACUAAACAACACCAUCCCAGAGGGUAAAGACUCAGUGAAGUAUGUAGGUGGUUACCAUGGCCUGUUGUCUGGGGUGACGGUGCGUCCCGGCAGCGUGGAGCCUCACAGUGUGGUGGAGUGUCUGUAUGCCUGCAGGGAGGGCCUGGACUUUGGAGACCUGGAGACUCUGGGCUCUGGCAUGAAGGUCCAUGUGAACCCCAGCCAGUCUGUGUUAGUGCUGGAAGGAGACGACAUUGAGAGCUUUAACCGUGCAGUGCAGCAGGUCACCUACAGAAACUCUCUACGCUUCGCCACGCCUGGAGUCCGACCCCUCAAACUCACCACCUCACUCAGAUGUUUCAAUGAGGAGAGCUGCCUGUCCCUCAAGCAGCUGGAGGGCUAUCUGGUGGUUCUCCAACCUGACGCCCCUCAGAUCUCUCUAUCUGGGGUCGGCCCUCAUCUGGCUCGUCCUGCCCCUGAGUUCGAAGGUCCCCGCGGUGUCCCACUUUUCCCCGAGCUCCGCAUCGUCUGUUCCCUGUCUCAUGCUGUCAACACUGCUGCACAGGGGAUGGAGGGUGGAGCUCUGAUGUCCGACGCUGUGGCUCACACCUUGGAUGGCUGUGAGGUCCAACCACUGGGGGAGGAGCUAAACCCAGAGAGGGAAGAGCUUCUAGUGGACAUGGAUGUUGUGCAUGAGAGAGGACUGGAAAUCAUCAAUACUACUGCUUACAUUGCCAUCACAGGUGCCGAAUCCAUCUCUGUGUACGAGGACGUCCUUCGCUCAGUCCGCUACCGACUGGCAAAAGGCUCAGCCCGCUUUGAGAGGCGGUUCCGCCUGUCCUGCUCUGAGAUGAAUGGCAGAUACACCAGCAAUGAGUUGACUCUGGAGGUAAACUUCCUCCACUCUCUGGACAGUCUGUACCACCCGUCCCACCUGCUGGCCUCCCAGCAGCAGUUUCUUCAUCCAUCCCACCACGCUGGAGAGUUGAGUGGUCACACCCUGCCCAAUCCACACCGCAACUCAGUGGUACCAGGAGCAGCCACCGUUAUCAUAAUGGUGUGCGUGGGUUUCCUGGUGGUCAUGGUGAUCCUGGGUGUUUUCCGAAUUCGCUCCAUCCAUCGCCGUGGCGAAGGCGCCAGGGGCGGGGCCAAGGAGGGUAGCAGCCAGUGGGACGACUCUGCACUCACCAUCAUCGUCAACCCAAUGGAGUCAUAUGAGUCUCGUAUGGGAAUCUGUGCUGACAACGAAGGGGAGGGGGAGGAGGAGGAGGAGGUAGCGGAGUCACCUGAUGAUACGAGCGACGACCAGCGAAUCAUUAUCAAGAAAGAGGGGAGAGACGGCAACGCCCGUCGCUACUGA